AUGGUCAUCUGGUUCCCGGACAUGGUGAGGGAUGUCAUCGGCAGCUACAAGAAGUGGUGCCGGAGCAUCCUCCGGCGCACCAGCCUCAUCCUCGCGCGCGUGUUCGGGCUGCACCUGCGGCUGACCAGCCUCCACACCAUGGAGUUUGCGCUGGUCAAGGCGCUGGAGCCGGAGGAGCUGAACAGGGUGGCGCUGAGCAACCGCAUGCCCAUGACGGGCCUCCUGCUCAUGAUCCUGAGCCUCAUCUACGUGAAGGGCCGCGGCGCCCGGGAGAGCGCCGUCUGGAACGUGCUGCGCAUCCUGGGGCUGCGGCCCUGGAAGAAGCACUCCACCUUCGGGGACGUGAGGAAGCUCAUCACCGAGGAGUUCGUGCGGCAGAAUUAUCUGAAGUACCAGCGCGUGCCCUACGUGGAGCCCCCCGAGUAUGAGUUCUUCUGGGGCUCCCGGGCCAGUCGUGAGAUCACCAAGAUGCAGAUCAUGGAGUUCCUGGCCAGGGUCUUCAAGAAAGAUCCCCAGGCCUGGCCUUCCCGUUACAGAGAAGCUCUGGAGGAGGCCAGAGCUCUGCGGGAGGCCAAUCCCACCGCCCACUACCCUCGCAGCAGUGUCUCCGAGGACUAGCGAGGUCUGGAGGCAGACGAAUAGUUUCUGACCCUCGCCAGGGCUGUGGAAGGGUGGGGGCGGGCCAUUAGCGUAUGCAGGAUUUACAGUGCAGUAUUCACGUGUAACUUUUAAGUUUUCAGUACAGUGCUUUUAUAACUUUUAAGGCAAUGUUGUAUUCAUUUGGGUACUAUUAAGUAGUGUUUAGGAUUUAUGCAUGUAUGUUUAUGAGUAAGCUCAGUUGGUGCUUUCGCUUUUGUGCUACCUUUCUUGAAUUUUUGUACCGGAGACAUGCUAAACUCAUGAAACACAUUGAGAGUUUCCAUCUUAUUCUUUCCUAUGCGACGAAAGAUGUGUACUGGGAUAGACUGUUCCUGGAGAGUUUGGAAGAACUCACUAGCAAAGCUGGCCUAACUGAGAGAAAAGUCAAGGACUCUCUCUUUAUGACCUCGCUGGGCACAGGACACAACCAUGUGGAGUGAACUGAUUUGAACUGAACUGGUCUCAAUGUGAGCAUUUGGCACACUUUACUGAAUAUGUAUUCAACCCCACCAUAAGUCAGUUUUAAAGUAAACAUUAAAGAUUCUUGUGAUACAAUCA
Messenger RNA from Carlito syrichta (Philippine tarsier), 1197 nucleotides. RefSeq names its product necdin. The coding region runs from base 1 to 618 and encodes 205 amino acids. Gene Ontology annotation, biological process: negative regulation of transcription by RNA polymerase II. Gene Ontology annotation, cellular component: nucleus. Lineage: Eukaryota; Metazoa; Chordata; Mammalia; Primates; Tarsiidae. The record is from RefSeq and is a predicted model, not a curated record. The transcript has a single exon.